Phacochoerus africanus (Common warthog) is the source of this 5566-nucleotide messenger RNA. RefSeq names its product non-SMC condensin II complex subunit D3 (gene NCAPD3). Bases 544 to 5061 code for a protein of 1505 amino acids. Lineage: Eukaryota; Metazoa; Chordata; Mammalia; Artiodactyla; Suidae. Gene Ontology annotation, molecular function: histone binding. Gene Ontology annotation, cellular component: condensin complex; condensed chromosome, centromeric region. The transcript is spliced from 34 exons. Gene Ontology annotation, biological process: mitotic chromosome condensation; meiotic chromosome condensation. The record is from RefSeq and is a predicted model, not a curated record.
UUUCCCGUAGCUGACAUGGCGACCCCGGCUUCCUUCCAGAGCUCCGACCAGACGUCCCGUAAAAUUCAGAAGUAAAGAGGUCCUUUCUGAAUGCUUUUUUCUGCUUUUCUUUUAUUUAGUUAGGUAAACGGUAGGCCGCGACCCAUACUCGAAUUUGUAGAUGUUCGACUGCGGUCUGACAGGUAAACGCGGCCUUUUGACAGCACGCGAAAUGCCGCCUGUCAGGGCAAGCGUGACAAUUACAACAGGAAGUACCCUGCCUUAGAUUCGCUUCAGGGUGUUCCCUAUUUGGGGAAAGCGAGCGAGAAGGAUAGCGCUAGAUUUAGCUCGCUUUUUGACACCACCCUCAAGACUCGGCUGGGUCAGCCGUCCCGGUCCUGCUCGCGCUUUGCGCAUGCAGCAGAAGACCCUGCUGAUUGGCUGACGGACAGAGCCGACCGGGCGCCGUGAUUGGUGCAUAAGAGUUCUGUUCUCCUUAGCCCGCCGGGGAUGUCUGGGCGCGCGCGCCAGAGAGAGCUUUGAAAGUUAAGGCGAGCGGCAGUCAUGGCGGCGCGGCGGGGCCUGGAGAGCAGCCUUCAGCCCUGGAGCACGCUGGACCUCAGUCCGGAAUGGGUGGAUGCAGUUUGGGAAGUGGAAUUCACGGAGACUGAGCCUCUGGACCCAGGCAUAGAAGCGGAGAUUGAAGAGUCCGGACUGAGGGCAUUCACAGACCUCUAUGAUAGUCUUUUCUCUUUUGCUACUGAAGAGCAUGGAGCUACAGAGAGCAUUUGGACCUUCUUUGCAGAGAACAACAUUUCCCACAAGGCGCUGAUGGCUGUGUUCUAUCACUUUGUUCAGAAAGUCCAUAAGAAAAAUGUCAAUGUGAAGCAGCGGAAAUUUGGCCUUCAUGCUGCUGCGCUUUAUUUUCUGCUGCUGGAAGUACCAGGCAGUGUGGCCAAUCAAGUAUUCCACCCAGUGAUGUUUGACAAAUGUGUUCAGAUUCUAAAGAAGAGCUGGCCUCAGGAAUCCAGCUUGAGCCAGAAAAGAAAGAAAGAACAACCGAAGAACUCUCAGGCCAAUCCAAGGGGGAAUAAGAAGAGAGGAAGGCCGCUCAGGAAAGAGUCUAUGGAGAUGGAUGAAAUUAUUGAAGAACAAGAGGAUGAAGAGAGUAUUUUUUUUUCUGCUUGGGACCUUUGUCAAAUUCGAAAUGCCAUCUUUGACCUUUUGAAGAACUUUUUAAGGCUUCUACCCAGGUUCUCCCUGAAAGAAAAGCCACAAUGUGUACAGAAUUGUAUAGAGGUGUUUGUUGCAUUAACUAAUCUUGAACCAGUUCCUCGUGAAUUUCACGUUACACAAGCCAGAAACCCUAACCAAGCGAAGUACAUACCAGAACUGGCCUAUCAUGGAUUGUACUUGAUGUGCUCCCCAUUUCAUGGAGAAGGAGAUAAGGUCAUCAGAUGUGUCUUCCAUCAAAUGCUCUAUUUGAUAUUAAUGUUGGAAGUGGGUGAAGGCUCCCAUCACGCACCCCUCACCAUCACUGCUACAGUCAUCAAUGGUAGAAACCUGGCAGUCGAGUUUAUCAGUUCACUUGUGGAUGAACUAAAAGAAGGUAUAUUCCCAGUCCUUCGUAUCUUACUCCAGCACAUCUGUGUCAAGGUAGUUGAUAAAUCAGAGUAUCGGACCUAUGCAGCUCAGUCCCUGGUCCAGCUGCUCAACAAGCUUCCUUGUGCGGAAUAUGCUUCUUUCAUUGCCUGGUUUUAUGGAUGUUCACGUAAUCCCAAGACCUCACGCCGAGUAUUCACCCUUGAUGUUGCUUUGGCCCUUCUGGAGCUGCCUGAACGAGAGGUGGAAGGCACUCUGCCCCCAGAGCAUCAGAAGUUCCUGAAGCAUAAGUUCUUGGUGCAAGAGAUCAUGUUCGCCCGGUGUGUGGACAAGGCACCGGCUGUCCGCAGCAAGGCUCUGUCCAGUUUUGCGCAUUGCCUGGAGUUCUCUUCCACAGCUACAUCAGAGAGCGUCCUGGGGCUUCUGAUUGAUAGUGAGUAUGGUCCUACUAUUUCAGGGAUAGAGAGCAAUCGUGACACCUCACUGAAAAAUUCAUCAGCUUUUUCCUAUCAGAGGAAGACGCUUAACCCUUCUGGAAGCUCAGAGGUGAUUAAUAUAGACAACAGUGGUGAAACAGCUGGAUCUAGAGAGAUGUGUCUCAUGACAAUGCUGAAGAGCAGGAUCGGGGAUGAGAAGGCCAAUGUCAGGAAGUCUGCACUCCAGGUCUUAGUGAGCGUUCUGAAACACUGUGAUGUCUCUGGUUUGAAAGAAGAGCUGUCCAUCCUGCAGGACCACUGUCGGGACAUCGCCUUAUCUGUCCGGAAACAGGCGUUGCAGUCUCUCACUGAGCUUCUUGUGGCCCAGCCUAGGUGUGUCCAGAUACAGAAGGCCUGGCUGUGGGGGAUCAUCCCGGCUGUGAUGGACUCUGAGCGUACUGUGCAGGACAAGGCCCUGGAGUGUCUGGACCAGCUUCUGCUGCAGAACAUCCAGCAUCACAGUCAAUUCCAUCAUGAGGACGACAGCCAGGUGCUCACCUGGGCGCUACUGGCACUGCUGAGCACAGAGAGCCAGGAGCUAGGCCGCUAUUUAAAUAAGGCUUUUCAGGUCUGGUCCAAGAAAGAGAAGUUCUCCUCCACUUUUGUGAACAACGUGCUGUCCCACACUGGCAAGGAGCACUGUGCACCAGCCUGGAUGCUGCUCUCCAAAGUUGUUUGCUCCGCACCCACCCUGGACCACACCAAGAUCAUGAAGUCCUGGGAACAAAUGAGCAGGCAGCCAAACCCCAAUGCAGACAUUUUAGGGCACAUCCUGUGUGUUAUUGGGCAUAUUGCAAAGCAUCUUCCGAAGAGCACCCGGGACAAGGUGACCAAUGUUGUCGAGCAAAAGCUAAGUGGAUUCCAGUGGUCACCAAAGCUGAUCAAGCCAGCUGUGGACACUUUGCAGCAUCUCUGUAGAGCAUCUGCAGAGACGCCAGUGGAGGAGCAGAAAUUACUGGCACAGGUGUGUGGGGACAUCCUUUCCACCUGUGUGCACUGCCUCUCCGAAGUACUUCUGAAGGAGGAUGGGACCAGGAGGAUGAAUGAAGACCUGGUGGUGAAGUACAUUUUCACCUUAGGAGACGUAGCCCAGCUCUGUCCAGCUAGAGUGGACAAGAGAGCCUUCCUGCUGAUCCAGUCCAUCCUGGCUGCUUCUCCCAGCACGGACCACUUGCCAGCCUCAGAUCCAGGCGGCAGUGAGGCCACAGCCUCCCAACCCCUCCCAGGGAUCCACAGCUCCAUCAUGCCCUCCGUGAUCAGAGCACAUGCCGUCAUUGCCUUGGGAAAGCUGUGCUUACAGCACGAGGAUCUCGCCAAGAGGAGCAUCCCAGCCCUGGUGCGUGAGCUGGAGGUGUGCAGCGACAUGGCUGUCCGCAACAACGUCGUCAUCACCAUGUGUGAUCUCUGCAAGCGGUACACGGCUAUGGUGGACAAGUACAUCCCCAACAUCUCUGCGUGUCUGAAGGACUCAGAGCCGUUCAUCCGCAGGCAGACGCUGCUCUUACUCACUGACCUGCUGCAGGAGGACUUCGUGAAGUGGAAGGGCCCCCUGUUCUUCCGGUUUGUCAGCACACUGGUAGACCCAGACUUGGCUAUUGCCAGCACUGGGAAGUUCUGCCUGGCUCAACUGCUGCUGAAGAGGAACCCUGCCAUGUUUUUCCAGCACUUCAAUGAGUGCAUCUUCCACUUCAACAGCUACGAGAAGCAUGAAAAGUACAAUAGAUUUCCCCAGUCGGAGAGAGAAAAGCGGCUAUUUUCGCUGAAGGGGAAGACAAAUAAGGAGAAACGGAUGAAAAUCUACAGUUUCCUCCUGGAACACUUCACAGAUGAGCAGCGGUUCAACAUCACCUCCAAAAUCUGCCUCAGCACACUGGCUUGCUUUGCCGAUGGCAUCCUGCCCCUGGACAUGGAAGCCAGUGAGUUGCUCUCAGACACAUUUGAGGUACUCAGCUCAAAGGAGAUCAAGCUUCUGGCAAUGAGGAAUAAAGUGGAUAAGGACCUGCCCAUGGAAGAGGAGGACCUGGCCCUGGCAAAUGUGGUCCUGCAGGAGGCGCAGAAGAAGCUCAUCUCCCAGGUUCAAAAGAAGAAUCUGAUAGAAAAUAUUAUUCCAGUUAUCAUCUCCCUGAAGACCGUAUUGGAGAAGAAUAAGAGCCCGGCUCUGCGGGAUCUCAUGCACUACCUCAGGGAAGUGAUGCAGGAUUACCGAGCAGAGAUAGAGGAGUUUUUCGCCUCCGAUACCCAGCUGGCCUCGGAGCUAGAAUACGACAUGAAGCAGUACGAGGAACAGGAACAGCUGGAGCAGGAACUGAUUUCAAGUUCAGAAAAAAUACCAGCUCCCACCAGCCUAGAAAGCACCAUGGCUAAUGUGGCUAGCCAGCCGUCCACAUCCAGGCCCCGCACUGCCCACGCACCUGCACCUCUUUCCCUGGACACCAGGCCGCUGAAGAGGCUGAUGCCCAAAGCCAGCCACAGGUCCAUGUCACCAAGCACCAUCGCCAUCCUAAAUUCCGUCAAGAAGGCCGUGGAAUCGAACAGCCAGCACCGCAGCCGCAGCUUGGGGCUGCCACCCUUCACUGUGUGUCCCAAGAGCCUGGGCGAGCCCAGCGAGGGUGCAUCCUCGCAGGACUUGGAGAGGGAGUCCAGUGGAGCUAUUGACCUACUAACUAAACGGGGGAUCAGCACUCCUGAGCGAACCAUCCAGAAUGUCACAUUUGGAACAGGGCUCAGCUGUGUAGGCUCACCCCAGACACCCUUUCCAGUCAAAGGCAAGUCCCUUCCCAACAGACCCACAAGCCGUGUUUGUGAGCUGGGAAGCCUGGGUGCAUGUGAGACUCUGUCAGAGGACAUGGAAGCUCAGGGUCAGCGGGACGUCCUGUGUUUGUCACUGCCCGAUAUGACGCCCCCACAGCCUCCGCAGUGGAACGUGACAUCUCCCGCCAGAGGCAGGGACAAUGCAGCCCCCAGGAGGUCACGCCGCAAGGCCCCCCUGAAAACGGCCAACUGACCACCACGUCCCUCACCCAGGAUGCGUCCACUAUGAGCACCAGAGCUCACCUGUGUUCUCAGCUGCCAGCUGUUCACCUGUAUAGCUCGCCAACCUUUUCAAUUGUAUGAAAUAUCUGGUUAAAAAUUGUAAAAUACUAGAGAAAUGCCUUAUUCAUUUAAUAGUAUAACUACUCCAUUGAAAGAAGUCCACAAGCUCUACAUGGCUCACAGGGCCCUGCUGAGGGCCCAAGCCCUGGCCUGAGAACUUCCACGUGCUACAGUUGCAGCAAAAAAAAAAAAAUUGGGUCCAUUGGUAUAAACUAGAUCCUACUCCUUAGGGAACACAACUUAAUACUGCAGCUCUCUCAUAUAAUCAAGCUUCUCUUAUCUGGUUUCGGUUUCCUAUGUACAUAGUUGCCCAUAUCUGAUGUCAAAAUCUUGAUUGUAUAUUUUUUGUAUUCAUAUUUAUAAAUUGCAGAUUUUUUAAAGCUUCUUCAGAUGAAUAAAGGUUGACAUAAGCAUAA